This is a messenger RNA of Oldenlandia corymbosa var. corymbosa, 1356 nucleotides long. NCBI's taxonomy places the organism in Eukaryota, Viridiplantae, Streptophyta, Magnoliopsida, Gentianales, Rubiaceae. The record is from the annotation of a GenBank genome assembly.
AUGUCAGCCUUAGUUCAGAUUGAGGAGACUUCAUCUCCAUGGAGAAAGUUUCUAGGUUUUAUUGGCCCUGGUCUUUUGGUUUCCGUCGCUUAUCUCGAUCCUGGAAACUUGGAGACGGAUUUGCAAGCUGGUGCCGACCACAAAUACGAGUUGCUGUGGAUUGUGCUUAUUGGGCUGUUCUUCGCGCAUUUGAUUCAAUCUCGUUCAGCAAACCUCGGGGUGGCCACUGGCAAACAUCUGUCGGAGCAUUGCAAGGAGGAGUAUCCAAAACUAGUCAUUGUGUGCCUCUGGAUGUUUGCCGAAGUCGCUGUCAUUGCUGCAGACAUCCCUGAAGUGAUUGGCACAGCUUUUGCACUCAAUAUACUGCUCAAAGUACCCAUAUGGGCUGGAGUCUUGUUGGCUGGUUUAAGUACGCUUCUUCUCCUCGGAUUGCAGCGCUAUGGUAUAAGGAAGCUGGAAGUUGUGAUUGGAACGUUGAUCUUGAUUGUGGGUGGCUGCUUCUUCUCUGUUUUGGUGCAUGCCAGACCUAGCGCGAAAGAGAUUGCCAAGGGAAUGUUUAUCCCAAGACUGAGCCGUGGAAGUGCUGUCAGAGAUUCUGUUGCCCUCUUGGGAGCCCUCAUCAUGCCGCACAAUCUUUUCCUUCAUUCAGCUCUUGUCAUCUCCCGGAAAAUACCUCGAACCGUACAGAGCAUUCGAAGUGCAAGCAGAUAUUUCUUGCUGGAAAGUGGUUUAGCUCUGUUCGUGGCAUUCCUUAUCAACGUAGCAGUAGUGUCAGUCAGUGGAAGUGUCUGCUCAAAUCCAAACAUCUCCUCAGAAAGCAAGCACAACUGUAAUCAUAUUACGCUUGACUCUGCUGCUCUAUUGCUCAAGGAUUCAUUAGGUAAGUGGAGCUCUUACCUCUAUGCCAUCUCUUUGCUUGCAUCCGGGCAGAGUUCAACUGUCACAGGAACCUAUGCUGGCCAGUAUAUCAUGCAGGGAUUUUUAGAUCUGAACAUGAAACUCUGGUUGCGGAAUUUGCUAACUAGAUGCAUAGCAAUUGUUCCAAGUCUUGUGGUCUGCAUUAUAGGUGGACCUUUUGGGGCUGCAAGGCUGAUUCUAGUUGCUUCUGUUAAAGACCGCAUGCCCAAAGCUACAAGGAUCCUAGCAGGACUUUUUGUUAUUCCACUAUUGGUGGUCUACAUCGCUACUUUGGCCUACUUAACUUUGAAGGCCGAAACCUCACACCAGAAUCCUACACAUCCCAAUGUAGAAUCCAACAAUAUCACUGAAGCAGAAGAUGUUCAGAGAAGAACAGAGAGCAUAAGUGCUCAGAUAUUUAAUGAGAUCGAAAUGGAUACCAUAACUUGCACCAGUUAA